UUACUAUGGCAAUAAUGUCCUCUUCCUCCCUGUGAGGAUGCACUUUGAGUGACUUGGUCAUCAGGCACUUUAAAAAAGGUGAAGUGUGUUAUUUCUGUGCCUCCAAUAAGUUUGUUUGAGAGACAGCGUUAGCAACAUUGGCUUAACCAAUAGUAUGAGUCUGGGGCGGGACUGUCAGUCUCAGCCUCAGAUGACAUGCAGAUCGCCCAGUCUGGCCACCCUGAUGUAUUUUGCACAUGUAAAACGACAAACCCUAAACAAAAUCGGCUGGUUCUGACCUGACUUUGCUUGUCAAUCAAACCAUCACUUUUGGGUGAGAAUAAACUCACCUGCAAACUUACAACUUUCAAUUUUGUUUGAUGCUACAAGUGUCACAGAAAUUAUACUUCACCUUUACGGUUCCAUGUUAAUAAUGUGGAAAUGCUUUUGUCAUGAACCCUUAUGAAAAUUAACCCUGGUUUUAUGGAAGCAAAUGUUUUACCAUUUUUUGGGGGAGUAUUGAUUACCAUUUAUAUAAAUAUGAUUUCACAACAACUACUAUGGUUGUUAUAGCGAAACCACGGUUAAUUUUUGUAAGGGAAAAUUAAAGCUGAUUUAAAUUUUAUACGCAUUUGGAAUAUGGGGGAAGGCAAAUUUUGCACUAGAUGUUUUUUAUGUGGCUCUCUCUCAAGAACAUUGGACAAAAUAAAAGAAAGUACUAGACUCUAUUUAAACGAUGAAGAACUCCCUAUUUGGAGACAGAGAGAAGACAUGAAUGAAAGAGUGAAACAGAAUGACAUAAGAAUUCAGAAAAUUGCUUGUGAUAACAUUUUAGUCAUUCCCAGCCUUUGAAUAUACAAUCAAAACCUGUUUAAAUGGCUAAAUUAAUGUAUUUAUUUGUACAAAUGGUUCACUUUUCAUUUUUGUUUUCAAACUUUUAAAGGGGUCAUAUGGCACGAAUACGUGUUUUUCUGUGUCUUUGGUGUGUUAUAAGUUUCCCAUGCACACGUAAAAUUGCAAAAAUUAAAGUGUUGGAGCAAAAGAUGCAUUCUAUCUAAAAGCGAAUGCUCACCCAGACCUGCCUGAAACGCCUCGUGUAACCACACCCCCACAAAUCUACGUCAGUUGGUGGUCUGAUUUGACUAAGACCACCCAAAUGUAUACGCAAGUAAGUGAGCGUACCUGUCAGUACAAUUGCUUUGGAACCUGAUGUUCCAAAUAUGGUAAGAGGCGUUACAUUUCCAUCACACGCUUGCAGUAUUCGACCAAUCACUACGCACUGGAUAACUGGCCAAUCAUAGCACACCUCGCUUUUCAGAGCCAUGAGCUUUGUUAAAAAUCAGCGCGUUUCAGAGAGGCGGGGCAAAGAGGAGAUACAAUGCACGGUAUGUGGAAAAUACAGCGUGUUUGAACCUUAAAUCGUGUAUACACAUUGCAUUACAUCUAAAACAAACGGUAAUAUUUGUUUUAGCCGUGUCAUAUGACCCCUUUAAAUCACAUCCCUGCUGAAAAAAUACAAAUUCCACUAGUUUUCAUAAACCAUAAUCUGUUUACCAUUAAAAAUGUCAAUAAUGUAGUGAGUAUUGGGUCGUAUUCCUGUAGGAUAACAUCCCAAUAAAACACAUUACCAGUAGAGCUACACAAAGACCAUUGUAGUUUCCAUUUAAACCACUAAAAUAACCAUUAUAACCGUAAAAUUCAUUCAUAUUUCUGUGAUGGUUUACAUUUUUUCAGCAGAGAUGCACAUUUCCAAACUUUGCACGCUUAUAGUCAAUCUUCAUGCAAACUGUACAUCUGUUGUUGUAUUUCAGAACAGUGAGCACAUCUAUGACGUGUUUGAUCUCGUAAGGCAAUACCGUGUUUAUCAUGUCGUUUCUUCUAGCACACAAAUCAAAAUAUGUCGAUAAAUGCUGGCGGUUAGACGAGAUGUGUUCGACCCUACGCAGCGCUGCGCAGACCGAUUUACGUAUUGCGUCCAAAUACCGCGAGAGCUGCAACGUUACGUCAUACCCCGAUCGUUCUGCGCAUCGCCGCAUGAAUUCAAUUAAUGAAAAGGCAUAGAUAAAGCACUUUGAACAGGUGUGAUGGAAAAGUUUUACAUUUCUCUUUCUAUUGUGAUGUUGACGUGAUUUGCACAGAUUCUACUUCUCCGUUUAUUUGAUGUCUAUAUUUGAAAUAAAUCCUAAUAAAUAUAUUUGCAGUGUUUUCAAGGCGUCCCUUGUUGCUCUUUGAAUAGCGCGCGCGCGCACUCUAGCGGUCGCUGCCGGUGUCGUCACCGUUGCCAAGCGCGCGGUAACGUUGUUAGGGAAGUAGAAUAAUCGUUUUCCGGAUGUAAGUCGGAAGAGGAGAAGGAUACACGUGUGGCGAAGUUCCAGCAAAUAAGAACAGAGUAAAAUCAAAGAUGAUGCAAAAACCAAGAGAUGACUUUACAGAUCUUUCCUGACAAAAGUUGACAAGUGCGAUCAAACAAGAGGAGCUUUAAAUCCAGAGAUGGCAGUUGAUGGGGCGAUCAAAGAGAAGAAAAAGAAGAAAAAAAUAAAGGAAGAUGGAGUGGGGGCGACCGCUAAAAAUGGAGGUCCCCAAAACAUAACAAAGUAUCAGCAUGCUUCUGUCCAGACGACUAUUAAAACAGAACCGUCAGAGGUAAACAUCUGUAAAGGAGAGCAACAUGAGUAUGACACCACUGAGAAAAAAAAGAAGAAAAAGAAGAAGAAAAUCAAAGAGGAAAAAGUAGAAGUAAACGAACAUGUUGCAUUGUGUCAUGAUGGGUCUGUCCAGACUCCUGUGAAAACAGAACUGUUGGAAAUAAAUAUCAGUGAAGGAGGCCUGGAGAAAAGUGAUCUUCCUCAGAAAGAGAAAAAGAAGAAGAAAAAGAUGAAAAAAGAGUCCGAACACCUUCAAGAGAACGUGAUGGAAGUCAGCAACAGCGAGCCUGGAGAAAAGAUGGAAAGAAAAAGAAAGAAAAAGAAGAAAAUGGACGUAGAGGUCAAAGAAGAGGUUGACGUGGGCCACAGUGGAAAGAUGAAGAAAAAAAAAAGGAAAAACAUUGAAGAUGAAGAACAAAACCCAGAAUCAGGGGACGGAGAGGUCAAGAAGAAAAGAAAGAAGACAGAAAAAAAUAUAAAAACAACUGUAGAAAGGGAUGCAGAACCAACAAAGAAAAGGAAGAUAAAAGAAAAGAACGCCAGCUUAAAGACUGAAAACAAUAAAGAGAAGACGGUAAAAGCCAACAAGGAGAAAUUGGCUCUAGUAGAAGAAGAGACCAAUGAGAAAAAUGUAAACACUGAGAAAAGGAGCAAGAAGAAGAAAAAGAGAUUAGAAAACCUGGAUGAGGGUCAUCGUGAAGGCCCUGCUCCUGUAAAUGGGACGAAAGCAAAGACAGGUGAUGUCACAGGAGCGAUGAGGUCAUCAAAACAUAAGAUGAAAAAGAGCAUCAAGCUGGAGGUUGAUGAUGUCAUAGAGGAGGAGCUCCAGGAAUACAAGAAGAGUAAACAAGACGAGAACAAAUCCACAGAAAAGAAAGAUGUUGUGUUCCUGUCAGCGAGGCCCGGAAAUCAGGAUGAAGUUUCUAUAGAUCAGGCUCGCCGACUCGCCCUGCAGGAGGACAUUGAUAAAGAAUCGCAGCCAAAACCGAAUCUUGGCCAGUGGAGCACAGCUCAGUUUGACAGCUCUGACAAACAGGCUAAGUUCAUGCGACUAAUGGGCGGGUUUAAAAAAAGCAGCCAGCCUAUCACAGGAAGCUCCGGGCAGGCAAACAUGGCCCUAGGAAAAGAAGGUCAACAAACUUUACAGCAAGGCCUUUUGGGAGAGUUUGAGCGCGCGCAGAGCCGACAUUUGGACUUCAGGAAUAAAGGAAUUGGGUUGGGAUUUACACCGCCGUCCAAUAAGAAGUUUGCGAUUGACGUGAACGCACGGAACUCGAUACGAUUCGAUGACUGAGAUUCAAUUAAAAAUCUGUCGUUAUUGUCUGUUAUGUUGCUACAAAUCUUUUUUUUUACACAAAGGAGAAUUUUGAUAAAGCACUUAUUAAGUGCAGUUUAUACAGCGGCCAACUUCCAGAAUAUACAAAAGAACUCCUUAAAAGUAUCAGUGUAGUCCAUAAGACCUGUUAACUAUAGUCCAGGAUUUAUGAGGCCAUAUAAUAGGUUUUUGUGAAGAAAGGAACAAAAUGCAUUACUUUUUUAGUGUGUAUUUCAAGUUGACAGAUGUGGCCAAUGUAUAAAGAACCUUCAGAAUGUCUCAUUUUCUGAAAGUAUAACGGCAUACAGGUUGGAAUGAGUAAAAAAUUGAUGGUUUAAUUUUUUAGAUGAACUAUUUAUGUAACUUAUGACUGUCCCUUAAUGGGUUUCUAGAAAUGCUGGUUUACUUAUCAUGAACACCUGUAUCACACACUUACCUGUAAGUGAAAUCCAGAAGACCCACUGAAGAGCACUGAAUCAAUUCAAUUUCUAUAAAGUCUCUGCGAAAUUAAAUUCAUUUUUGUUUUAAAGAUCUCAGGUAAAAUGUCAGGGUGGAUGAGGCAAGAACAUGACAGAAAGGUUCUUAAAACAUGUUUACAGAUGGGAGUGAAAUAGAGGAACCUUGUUAAGCUAAGCACAGGGAAUAUUUUUGAGGUUUGUAAACUGUUCAUUUUGAAAUUAUUUUUUUCAUUGUUUGAUUGUUUAUAAUGAAACUGCUACAUUAAAGCAAACCCAGACUGAA
This is a messenger RNA of Triplophysa rosa, 4680 nucleotides long. It is a transcript of the gene knop1, whose product is annotated as lysine-rich nucleolar protein 1. The record is from RefSeq and is a predicted model, not a curated record. Lineage: Eukaryota; Metazoa; Chordata; Actinopteri; Cypriniformes; Nemacheilidae. Bases 2470 to 3918 code for a protein of 482 amino acids. The transcript is spliced from 5 exons.